Messenger RNA from Drepanopeziza brunnea f. sp. 'multigermtubi' MB_m1, 1095 nucleotides. Lineage: Eukaryota; Fungi; Ascomycota; Leotiomycetes; Helotiales; Drepanopezizaceae. The record is from RefSeq and is a predicted model, not a curated record.
AUGCGCUGUGCCAUCCCAUCCUUCACAGAAGUCUCCUCCCCCGAGCUCCAAGACCUGCUCACCCGCAUCCGCGAACGCAUCUUCCUCCCCGCGCACGUUAACAAGUCGCAGCGCAAACUCAUAUUCAGUCCCAAACACGCAAAGUCCCUGGAGGUUGAGCCCGCAAUCGCCAACAUCGCUGGCGAGGAUUUCCGCCUGCGUCACCUGGAGCUCACGCGGGACGUGCCGUCCAGACGAACCGCCGUGCUCAAUGCCUUGAGGCUCAUGAAAGAGAAGCGGGACUGGGACAAUCUCCCGAACCUCCUGGGCGGCUUGAAGAACGCCGGCUGCCAACACGGCCCGCAGGUGCGGCUGGCAGUUGUGGGUAAGGCUGGCAAGGCGGGCCGGCAGGACACAGUGCUAGAGUGUCUGCGGCGGGCAGAGUUUACGGGGCUGACGCUGCAGCAUCUCGAGAUGGCCAUUCAGGUGCUAUACUGGAUGGCGCAGAAGGCAGUCGCGGCGGAUUGGGACGCGCAAGAGACGAAGAAAGCGCUAGCGUGGGCCGAGAUGGUGAGAGACAUGAUGGAGGAGCCGAAGCAUAAGGUGAUGCCGAAGCGGGAUAUUCCCGAAUACUUUGGCACAUCGAAGGACCAGCCUGAAGUUCCGGGGAUUCUAUUACAGCUUGCCGCUGUACGGGCGACGCAGACCGGGAAGGAUGAGGGUGGGAAAGUGGAGCGGUACGCGAAGGAGUUGUUGGGGGCGCCAAAGGGGUUUCAGGAGGUUGGGAAGGGGGUUGGGAAGGAAGCUGGGAAGGACACAACCCAGAAGGUUCAUACGUCUCAUCCGACGUUCUGGUUGUCUACUCACGCUAUGGUCUUGCACGGCAUAAAGGUUGCGCUGCCUUUGCUCGAUGCGGAGUCUAAGGUUGGGGCUGGCCUGAAAGCGAAGUACGAAGAGCUGGAACCGUUGGUGUUGGCCGUAAGAGACCAGCUGGUUGCAGAGCAAGAAACGAAAGGAAAGCCCUCACAUUCUGUUGAGGUUUACGAAAAACUCCUUGGGCCGGGGUCAAAGGCCCUCCGGUCAGGGUCAUCCGAGGAGACAACCAGCAAUGUAUGA